GGCAGAAGGGAUAUUCUCCCUCUAAUCCUCUUGGCUCAGUUGGGCCGGAGGAGCAGGAGUUGUUGAUUAACAAAAAUAAAGAGAGAGAAAAGAAAAAUCCGUAUCUACUGUGUCGCGAACUCUCUAUAUAGGCCAAGCCUCUGAUUCAGGCUGUUGAAAAAAGACAAAUUGCCUCAGGGUUGAAAGGGUAUUGGGUGGUAGUAUCCCACUUAGCAGCAGGUCCCCCCUAUAGGUACAUUUGUCCCACAUCGGGGUUGGGGUUGGGUUUGGGUUGGGAUAUAAGUCCCUGGGAUUGCCUCAAGAGUUGCCGGCUUUUGAGGUUAAUUCUGGGAUUAGGUUUAUAAAACAACAAAAGUCUGAUUCAGGCUGUUGAAAAAAGAAGAGAGAACAAUAUAGCUUUGCUUUAAAAGAACCUCUCUUCCGCCUAAAAGCCAAACCAGAUCAUAAUUCCAUGGAGCAAGAUGGAGACUCACCACCUUUCUGGUCCCAACCUUCAACCAACGCCAUCUUCCAACACCAACGCCUUCGCCGCCGACCACCCUCUCCUAUCUUUAACCCGGUUUCCCUUAUCCUCCUCCUACCGAUCAUAGCAUUGCUCGUUAUAUUUUUCUUACUUCCUCCAUUUCUCACCCAUACAACUCAAAUCCUUCGUCCCACCUAUUCAGUUAAAAAAAGUUGGGAUUCACUCAAUAUCCUUCUGGUAAUCUUUGCAAUUCUUUGUGGGGUUUUUGCGAAGAGAAACGACGACGUUUCGGCGGCGGAAAGUUCCCAUGAUGAUGAACGGGUUGCUGCUGCUAGUGAUACAACUGCUCAGCAAGCUGAGAGCAGCACCAAUCAAUGGUUUAACACUCCUCUGGUUGGACUGGGAGGGACCGGGGUUAACCGGUUGAGAAGGAGCAGUAGUUCUUAUCCGGAUUUAAGGCAAGGACCGCUGUGGGAAACCGGAGAAACGCGCCACCGGUUUACGGAUGACUUUGAGGUGUACAGGCAUUCGCGGCGAACUGCUACCGAAGAACUUCACCACCGUCCACGGCGGAGCGGGGCGGAGAAGGAGGAGACUGAUGUUAAAGUGAUCCCGGUGGAUACUUUUGAAGUUCAUUCAGCUAGGCCUCCCUCACCUGAACCGCCGCCGAAGCCAGCAACACCACCACCUCCUCCUCCGCCGCAACCGCCUCCACCGGCGAGAUUGAAGCGGAGGCGAUCACUUCACAGCGUUCCACCACGUAAAGAAAAGUUGGGAAAGCCACGUGUGGAGCCUAAGGUUACUGAGGCUGAGUUGGAAGAAAGCCCAUUACGACCUCCGCCUCAGUCAUUUGCUCCUCCUCCUCCGCCGCCGCCACCACCACCUCUGGAGUUUGAGCAAACUCCAGAGCAGAAGCUCCAGCGGAGAAAGAGCGGAACGGCCAAGGAAAUAACAACAGCCCUCGCUUCUUUAUACAAUCAGACUAAAAGAAAGAAAAUUUUGAAAAAAAGAAACAAUUCUGAGAGUUCCAGUGAGAGCUCUCCGCCUUCUGUACAUUCAUCCGUUCCACCACCAACGCCCCCGCCGCCACCUCCUCCUCCUCCACCACUUCCUUCUUCUCGGGUCUUUCAAAAUCUUUUCAAGAAAAGUAGCAAAAAUAAACGCAUAUAUUCCCUUUCCGGCACUGCACCACCACCUCCGCCUCCGCCACCGCCUCCUCCAAAUUCAAUAUUCAAUAACUUGUUUAAAGGCGGGAGCAAGAGUAAGCGAUUUAACUCGACGUCAUCAGCUCCUCCUCCACCACCCCCACCUCCGCCACCUCCGUCGUCUAUCCUGAAUACACUUUUCAAGCACGGAAGCAAAAGCAGGCGGUUCAAAUCAGAGAGCUCAUCUCCACCACCACCACCCCCGCCGCCGCCACCUCCACCAAUGCAACAAAUGACAUCAAACCGCAAGCCGAAAUACACUCAACCUCAAACUCCAACAACAGUACCUGAACCUUUCCGGCGACGACCAUCGUCCACCGGGAAGCCUCCGUUGCCGGCGAAAACAAGUAUUUACUACGAGGAUUACAUAAAUAGCGGCGCACAAUCGCCACAAAUACCAACGCCGCCUCCGCCACCACCGCCGUUUCCAAUGCCGGACUUCAAAUUCGUGGCUCGCGGAGAUUUUGUUAGAAUAAGGAGCGCUCACAGUUCAAGGUGUAGCUCUCCGGAACUGGAAGACGUUGACGUAAUGUCAGUCAAAUCAUCGGAAGCAAUGGACGGUGCAGAUUCAAUUGGGCAGUCAGUGUUUUGUCCAAGCCCGGAUGUGAACCUGAAAGCUGACAAUUUUAUUGCUAGGCUCAAAGACGAGUGGAGGCUGGAGAAAAUGAAUUCAAUGAAAGGGGUGCAUAAGACGGACCAUGGACCAAGCCCAGAAUUUGUUUGAGCCCAGUGAUCAACAGGCAUAAGCUACGCUGAUUUUUCUUUUUCUUUUUCUUUUUUUUUUUGCCCUUUUUCAAUUUUCCACUUAUACAAUUUUUGCCAAUCACAAAGGAGACCAAAUUACUUAGUUCCACUAGCUUAUGGUUGAGAGUAUGUAGAUUGUGUGUCAUUCAUGGGUGGCAAAAAAAUUGUUGCUCUGGUUGUGUUUUUUGUUCUAAAUUGGAGCAACUUCUUGCAGAGGAUGCGAGUUAUAUCUUAAGCUGUUUGGUUUGAUUGAAUUAUUAUUGAGACAAAAGGACUAUGAAUUUGGU
Coffea arabica (coffee) is the source of this 2699-nucleotide messenger RNA. RefSeq lists its product as uncharacterized. The record is from RefSeq and is a predicted model, not a curated record. NCBI's taxonomy places the organism in Eukaryota, Viridiplantae, Streptophyta, Magnoliopsida, Gentianales, Rubiaceae.